Messenger RNA from Arabidopsis arenosa, 2063 nucleotides. The record is from the annotation of a GenBank genome assembly. Lineage: Eukaryota; Viridiplantae; Streptophyta; Magnoliopsida; Brassicales; Brassicaceae.
GUUGUCGACGACAAUGGAGGAGCUUUGAUGUGUCUUUGGUUUCGAUUUUUGCUUCACGCUAGAUGAUAAACCUCACGAGACACCGAGUCUUGAAUCUCGUCACCGGUGGAUCUUCGCUGGAUGUGAUUUUGUCUCACUCUCCUAACAAGUUCACAUUCCCGCCUCUUCUUAAAUCAUGCGCGAAGCUUGGAGAUGUUGUGCAAGGUCGGAUUCUGCAUGCCCAUCUAAUCAAAACUGGGUUUUUCGUUGAUGUUUUCACGGGGACAGCUCUAGUGAGUAUGUAUAUGAAGGUGAAGCAGGUGACGGAUGCUCUUAAGGUGCUCGAUGAAAUGCCUGAGAGGGGUGUUGCGAGUGUUAAUGCAGCGGUUUCGGGGCUUUUGGAGAAUGGGUUUUGUAGAGAUGCGUUUAGGAUGUUUGGGGAUGCUAGGGUUUCUGGGUCUGGGAUGAAUUCGGUUACUGUGGCUAGUGUUUUGGGUGGUUGUGGGGAUAUUGAAGGAGGGAUGCAAAUGCAUUGUUUGGCGAUGAAAUCAGGUUUUGAGAUGGAAGUUUACGUUGGAACUUCUCUUGUUUCAAUGUAUUCGAGAUGUGGAGAGUGGAUUUUGGCUGCGAAAAUGUUCGAAAAGGUUCCUCAUAAGAGUGUUGUGACCUAUAAUGCUUUUAUCUCCGGAUUGAUGGAGAAUGGAGUUAUGUAUUUGGUCCCUAGUGUCUUCAAUCUCAUGAGGAAGUUUUCAAGUGAAGAGCCAAAUGAUGUUACUUUUGUUAAUGCAAUAACUGCUUGCGCUAGUCUUUUGAAUCUUCAGUAUGGUAGGCAACUUCAUGGUCUUGUCAUGAAAAAAGAGUUUCAGUUUGAUACAAUGGUUGGUACAGCUCUCAUUGAUAUGUAUUCGAAAUGUCGAUGUUGGAAAUCAGCAUACAGUGUUUUCACCGAGCUGAAAGAUACCAGGAACUUGAUAUCUUGGAACUCUGUUAUCUCUGGGAUGAUGAUUAAUGGACAGCAUGAGACAGCAGUUGAGCUGUUUGAACAGUUGGAUUUCGAGGGGCUUAAGCCUGAUUCAGCGACGUGGAAUUCGCUGAUCAGUGGCUUUUCACAAUUAGGGAAAGUAAUUGAAGCUUUCAAGUUCUUUGAGAGAAUGCUAUCAGUAGUUAUGGUUCCUAGUUUGAAAUGCCUCACUAGCCUUUUGUCGGCUUGUUCAGAUAUUUGGACUUUGAAGAACGGCAAAGAGAUCCAUGGGCAUGUCAUUAAAGCUGCAGCUGAAAGGGAUACAUUUGUUUUAACGUCUCUCAUUGACAUGUACAUGAAAUGUGGGUUCUCAUCGUCGGCACGCCGGAUCUUUGAUCGGUUUGAACCAAAACCCAAGGAUCCUGUGUUCUGGAACGUUAUGAUAUCUGGAUAUGGUAAACAUGGAGAGUGUGAAUCUGCAAUUGAAAUCUUUGACCUAUUACGAGAGGAGAAAGUAGAACCGAGUUUAGCAACCUUUACUGCUGUUCUAUCUGCGUGUAGUCACUGCGGCAAUGUCGAGAAGGGAUCUCAAAUAUUUGGGUUGAUGCAGGAAGAAUAUGGAUGUAAACCUAGUACAGAGCACAUUGGUUGUAUGGUUGAUCUUUUGGGUCGGUUUGGGAGAUUAAGAGAAGCCAAGGAGAUAAUAGAUCAAAUGUCCGAACCAUCAUCGUCGGUUUACUCUUCUUUGCUUGGUUCAUGUAGGCAACACCUGGAUCCAGUGCUUGGAGAGGAAGCGGCAAUGAAGCUAGCAGAGUUAGAGCCAGAGAAUCCAGCUCCAUUUGUGAUCUUGUCCAGCAUAUAUGCUGCGUUAGAAAGAUGGGAAGAUGUGGAAAGUAUCAGGCAGGUAAUAGAUCAGAAGCAACUGGUGAAACUUCCAGGUCUUAGUUUGUCUGGUUAAGUAUAUGCUAAGUGGUCCAAUGUAUGCAAAGGCAGGGAUCUCUUUGGGGAGUAUUGACAUGCUCUUGAUUUGGGGCUCGUAAAACAGGUGAUUCACCAAUUCAGGUUUACAUCCGCAGUGUGGAAGACACUAAAGGACCUAAACUAACAAAGAGAAACAGCUCAU